AUGCAAUUAACAGCUGUAUUAUCUGUAUUUCUGUUCAUGGUUAACGCCAUCACAAUGGUCUCUGCUGACGAAUGUGCUGCUUACACUCCAACUACUUAUUCUGACUCAAGUUUUUUGAUGGCUAUUCAUAAAGCUGCAUUAAAUUCAGCCUUAACUGGUGUUUCUGGUACAUUACAUAACUAUGCUGCCAAGAUUCUUUCUCCUGAUAGUGCUACUACUGCUUUAACUACUUAUGACAUCAGUUUGAACAUCAGUAUUGCCGACUCUACAUCUGUCAGUGCUCCUUUGUACCCUGAAUUAGCCGAUGAGACUACCGUCUCUAAUUUUGUUAGUAUUUACAAGGCAUUUUUAGUACCACCAACCACUGGUGAUUAUAUCUUUUCCAUUGAUGAAGUCAGUGAUGCUGCUUCCAUUUAUAUCUUUGAUGAUCGUGCCAUGUACUGUUGUAAUGACAUGAAUUUAGCAGAUUGGUUUAGUGAAACUUCAAACUUCUGUUACGUUCCAGAAGAUUCUGAUUACCAAACCAAUUCUAUGACUGUUCAUUUGGAAGGUGGUCUUGGUUACGUAAUUGUUUUUGCUUACACUAAUCAUGGUGGUGAUGCUAUUUUCAAACCUUCUAUGACUCUACCAUCUGGUGAAGUUAUUACCAACUUUGAAGGUUAUAUUCACGGUAGUGUCGAAGAUGCUGAAUGUGGAGUUAGAAGCGCCGAAACUACUUCAUACACUCAAGGUUCUGCACAAUAUAACACCACUUACUCAACCGCUGUUGUUACCUAUGAAACCAUAAAUGAUUAUGCUAGAGAAACUUACACUGAUGUUGAGACAAUUGUUUAUAUCAUGACUCCAGCUGCUUAUUCAAGUUCUGUUGUUUCUAGUUCCACCUCCGAAGUCGUCACUUCUUCAACUGCUGAAUCUUCUUCCAUUACUUCUUCUGCUGCUGUUACUUCCGCCACUGCUACUUCUGCCGCUGCUUCUUCUGCCGUUGAAACUUCUGCCGUUCAAUCUUCUGCCGUUUCUUCAGCUGAAGAAUCUUCUGCACAAAGUUCUGAGUCAGCUGCUGUAACCCAAUCCUCUGCAACUACAUCUGGAAACUUGGACGCUAACUCUGCUGUUAGAAAGACAACAUCUUCUGUCAUUUCAAGCUCCGAAACUGAAGUUAGUUCAAGUUACUCAUCAAACACAUUAGUCUCUUCUUCUAUUGAUACCAAGAGCUCUUCUAACUCUUCCUCUGCUGCUGUUUCUACCCAAGGUACCAACAGUAACUCUAAGACUGCUAGUGUUUCAUCAACUUCCGCACACUCUACUGCCGUUGCAGGUGAAGAUAGUGAACAAAGAGACUCCUCCAACGAUGAUUCGAUGUCAACUUCCACAUACACUGAUGUUUACGGUAUCACUAGAACAACCACUGUUAAAUGUGCUACCGAAUCUAAUGGUUCUAACUCUAAAGCAGCAAACCAACCUGAAACUAAAUCUCAAGGUAUCACUCAAACUAUUGUCACUGUUACCACCUGUACUGCUAAAAAUGGUGACGUAUCUGUCUCCACUAUUACAGUUACUGAAGUAGUCGCUGCUACUAAAGCCACUAAGGAAACUGGUGCUAAUGCUGGUGUGCAAAAUAACAACCAAGCUGCUUCUACUACUUCCAGAAACAACUUUGUAUCUUCAGUUACUGUCCAAAUGCAAUCUAGUGCUGCUACUUCCUCUGCAUCUGUUAGUGUCCAAGAUGCUCCAAACGCCGCUGGUAAGAUUGCUACCGGAUUCUUCUUCUCAUUCAUCCCAUUAUUGUUUAUUUAA
This is a messenger RNA of Maudiozyma saulgeensis, 1794 nucleotides long. The record is from the annotation of a GenBank genome assembly. Lineage: Eukaryota; Fungi; Ascomycota; Saccharomycetes; Saccharomycetales; Saccharomycetaceae.